Molecule: messenger RNA, 1849 nt
Organism: Aspergillus ruber CBS 135680
Lineage: Eukaryota; Fungi; Ascomycota; Eurotiomycetes; Eurotiales; Aspergillaceae
Product: putative pyruvate dehydrogenase complex, dihydrolipoamide acetyltransferase component
Exons: 4
Coding region: 151-1605 (484 amino acids)
Biological process (GO): pyruvate decarboxylation to acetyl-CoA
Cellular component (GO): pyruvate dehydrogenase complex
Molecular function (GO): dihydrolipoyllysine-residue acetyltransferase activity
Source: RefSeq, a predicted model, not a curated record
GUCCCCCAACUCUCUGAUAUAUCAGGAUAACCAAGUCUUUCUCUAGCCCGCACAAUCUGUUAGGCUCACUGCCAGCCCCUUUCGCUUCUUUUUUUUGAUUUCGCUUGAGCUGCGGGGCUACGAUUGAUAUAGAUACCCCAUCUUGGCGCUAUGGUUGCCUCUGCUGUCCGAAUGCGCCCCGGCGCCAUGUUCAUGUCCAAGGGCGCCGCUUGCCUGAAGAGGCCUCAGGUUGUCCACAGGUUUAAAGAUGCUGCUCAAACUCAAUUGCCCGCCUUGUCUGCCCUCUCCCGCUUCUAUGCCUCCAAGUCCUUCCCCUCCCACACCAUCAUCAGCAUGCCGGCCUUGUCGCCGACCAUGUCUGCUGGAAACAUCGGAGCAUGGCAGAAGAAGGCCGGUGAUGGUCUGCAACCCGGUGACGUCCUUGUGGAAAUCGAAACCGAUAAGGCUCAGAUGGACUUUGAGUUCCAAGAGGAGGGUGUCCUUGCCAAGAUCCUGAAGGACCAAGGUGAGAAGGACGUCGCCGUCGGCUCUCCCAUCGCUGUCCUUGCGGAAGAGGGUGCCGACGUUUCUGCUUUCGAGUCGUUCAGCUUGGAGGAUGCCGGUGGUGACAAGGGCGGCGCCCCCGCCGAAGAGAAGAAGGAGCCCGAGUCUAAGGGCGCCGAGGCCCCAGCACCCGCUGAGCCCGAGCCCGUUGCUCAGGAGCCUGACACCACUGGUGAGAAGCUUCAGCCCAGUCUCGACCGUGAGCCUUUGAUCAGCCCCGCUGCCAAGGCUCUGGCAUUGGAGAAGGGUGUGUCCAUCAAGGGUCUCAAAGGAACCGGACGUGGUGGUCAGAUCACCAAGGAGGAUGUCGAGAAAUUCAAGCCCAGCGCACCCGCUGCCGCUGCUGGCGCUAGCUACGAAGACAUUCCUCUUACCUCGAUGCGCAAGACCAUUGCCAACCGCCUUCAGCAGUCCACCCGUGAGAACCCUCACUACUUCGUUUCGACUACUCUGUCUGUGAGCAAGCUCAUGAAACUCCGCCAGGCCCUCAACGCCUCUUCCGAGGGCAAGUUCAAGCUCUCGGUCAAUGACUUCCUUGUCAAGGCCUGUGCUGUCGCUCUCCUCAAGGUUCCCGCUGUCAACUCCAGCUGGCGCGAGGAGAACGGACAAGUUGUCAUCCGUCAGCACAACAAUGCCGACAUCAGCGUUGCCGUUGCCACCCCCGCUGGCCUUAUUACUCCUGUCGUGAAGAACGUUCAGGCCCUUGGUCUGUCCAGCAUCUCCAACCAGGUCAAGGACCUUGGUAAGCGUGCUCGUGACAACAAGCUGAAGCCCGAGGAGUAUCAGGGUGGUACUUUCACCAUCAGCAACAUGGGAAUGAACGCCGCCAUUGAGCGGUUUACUGCCGUCAUCAACCCCCCUCAGGCCGGUAUCCUGGCCGUGGGUACUACCCGUAAGGUCGCUGUCCCCGUCGAGACUGAGGAGGGUACCUCUGUCGAGUGGGAUGACCAGAUCAUCGUUACUGGCAGCUUCGACCACAAGGUCGUUGACGGCGCUGUCGGUGGCGAGUGGAUCAAGGAGUUGAAGAAGGUUGUUGAGAACCCCUUGGAACUCCUCCUCUAAGGGUGAUGUGAUGAUGGACAGUCCUGGCGUACUUAGUAGAUCUAUGUAUGAUUGGGAUUUCAUUUUGAGUUAUUUGUGUCUUUAUAUGUAUUAAAAAUCUGUUUCUUUUUGCGUCUUCAUCUUGCAGACCGUAAUGGGCCUGAUUUCAUGAGUUUUAUUUUGAGCAGCUUCAAUACAAUUUCCUUUGUCUUUUCACCAUCCUAGUAUCUGAAUAACAUUGAAUGGAAAAGGUUUCCUGGUUUAG